GAGGUGAUUUUGUGAUGCCAAGGAAGAAUUAUCCGCUCUGGAACGGGAUUGACAGUGACCCAGAAUUAGUUGCUGCAGAAGUUCAUGAUUGGAGCAAUGGGGAGGAGUUCGAGAGCAUUCUGCUCAACCUCAUCAACAAAUUAGCCCCCGCUAGUGUAUAG
Sphenostylis stenocarpa is the source of this 161-nucleotide messenger RNA. NCBI's taxonomy places the organism in Eukaryota, Viridiplantae, Streptophyta, Magnoliopsida, Fabales, Fabaceae. The record is from the annotation of a GenBank genome assembly.